Messenger RNA from Pygocentrus nattereri (red-bellied piranha), 1470 nucleotides. RefSeq names its product teleost multiple tissue opsin 3b (gene tmtops3b). NCBI's taxonomy places the organism in Eukaryota, Metazoa, Chordata, Actinopteri, Characiformes, Serrasalmidae. The transcript has 4 exons. Gene Ontology annotation, molecular function: G protein-coupled receptor activity. Gene Ontology annotation, biological process: G protein-coupled receptor signaling pathway. The record is from RefSeq and is a predicted model, not a curated record. Gene Ontology annotation, cellular component: photoreceptor outer segment; membrane. Bases 101 to 1078 code for a protein of 325 amino acids.
GGUUCCUGAAGCGGCUCUGAGCCGGACGGGUCACAGUGUGGUGGCCGUUUGUCUCGGGAUCAUCUUCGUUCUGGGAUUUGUGAAUAACUUUCUGGUCCUGAUGCUCUUCACUCGAUUCCACUUCCUCCGGACCCCCAUCAACCUCCUCCUGCUGAACAUCAGCGUCAGCGACAUGCUGGUGUGCCUGUUCGGGACGCCGUUCAGCUUCGCUGCCUCCAUCUGCGGCCGCUGGCUGACCGGAGCUCACGGCUGCAGGUGGUACGGCUUCGCAAACACACUUUUCGGUGUGGUCUCUCUGGUGUCUCUGGCGCUCCUCUCUUAUGAGCGGUGCUGCUCCGUCCUCUGCGGCUCCAAGAUGGACGUGCUGGACCACAGGAAGGUCAGGCUGUCCAUCGCGGGCUGCUGGGUGUACUCUCUGAUCUGGACAGUUCCUCCGCUCUUUGGCUGGAGCGGUUACGGCCCUGAGGGACCUGGGACCACCUGUUCGGUUCGGUGGGCCCUGCGGACCCCAGGGAGCAGAGCCUAUAUCAUCUGCCUUUUCAUCUUCUGCCUGGUUCUGCCUCUGCUGACCAUCAUCUUCUGCUACGGGAGGAUCCUCAUCACUGUCCAUGGGGCAGCUAAAGUGCAGCGGACCGCCGCCCAGCGGAGGGAAGGUUGGGUUCUGCUCAUGGUUCUGAUCAUGGUGUCCUGCUAUCUGUUCUGCUGGCUGCCGUAUGGAGUGGUGGCACUGUUGGGUACGUUCGGGCCAUCCGGCUCGGUCAGCCCCACCGCCAGCAUCGUACCGUCCGUACUGGCCAAAAGCAGCACCGUCCUCAACCCCAUCAUCUACGCGUUCUUUAACAAACAGUUCUACAGGUGUUUUCUGGUGUUGGUGAAGUGUGAAUCAGGAUCUCCAUCACUCCACACACUCCACACACUCCACACUCAGCCCAGCAGCUAUACAGAUGACUCCGCACCCAACGGCAUCGCGCUGGGGCUGUACCGAGACCCCUCACCCUCCGACAGUCCGAAACAUCCACAUAACUCUGGAACAACCACCAGCGCUCAGUGUCACUUCCUAGCGCAGCCCAGAGUCUGAACUUGAUCCAGACCACUAGGGGGCGCACAAGCAAUUAUCACAAAAUCUAAAAUGUUGUUUCAGAUUUUUCAGAUUUCAUUCAUAAGCAGAAAACAAACUCAGGCUAGUCGACUGUAAACAAAGUGACAGGGUUUGUAGACUGUGCUGGGACAGUGCAGAGGUUAAAGGUCAUUGUAACAUGGAGGUGAAUAACCCUGUUAUAAGCUGCUGGUUAUGCAGCCUGUUCCUCCCUCUUCUAGCAAAAAAGUGCUUCCACAACAAAUAAUGUGUUACAGCCACUGUAAAUACUCCGCUAACUGUGGUGAAUCAAGCUAAUGGUCCUGUUCCUUCCCCUCAACCUGGCCUCAGUCAGCUAAGCAGAUAGCCAUGCAAGCUAGCAUAAUAUAAUAAGA